Penicillium cosmopolitanum is the source of this 213-nucleotide messenger RNA. RefSeq lists its product as uncharacterized. NCBI's taxonomy places the organism in Eukaryota, Fungi, Ascomycota, Eurotiomycetes, Eurotiales, Aspergillaceae. Bases 1 to 213 code for a protein of 70 amino acids. The record is from RefSeq and is a predicted model, not a curated record. The transcript has a single exon.
AUGCGCGAUGGGGAAGGAAAGAGGAGAAAGAAAGGAUCUGACUCGACUCUGGCUUUGGGGGGGGGCGCGCGCACUUUUGUCUCCACUUCAAACCACGAGCUGGUAGGUCGCGCGGCUGCCUCCGAGGGCUUCGAGAUGUGGAGAAACACGCGACGCUUGUCAAACCCUAUGCCUGAGAUCGCGGAGGAGGGGAAAUGGAAAAGUGUUAUGUAA